Messenger RNA from Rhineura floridana, 2251 nucleotides. RefSeq names its product zinc finger protein 436-like. Lineage: Eukaryota; Metazoa; Chordata; Lepidosauria; Squamata; Rhineuridae. The transcript is spliced from 3 exons. Gene Ontology annotation, molecular function: DNA-binding transcription factor activity; RNA polymerase II cis-regulatory region sequence-specific DNA binding. Bases 1 to 2079 code for a protein of 692 amino acids. The record is from RefSeq and is a predicted model, not a curated record. Gene Ontology annotation, biological process: regulation of transcription by RNA polymerase II.
AUGGCAGCAGAGCGCAGAUCUGUAGCCGCCUGGGCUGUCCAGCUGGAUUCCGUGCCAGAGGAUGGAGUGAAGACUGAGGCAGCGGAGGACAUGUCGGAAUCUGACCCAGGCAAAGCUGCAGUGAAAGGCCCUCUGGCUAUCCGCUUGGAGAACAUGGACAGAUUCUGGGAAGAAACUGCACUGGACCAUAUUAAGCGGGAACCUGAGGGAGGGCCUCAGGAGUGCUGGGAAGCUCAGUGGCAGAGAUUCCUAAAGGCCGUGUGGUCUGCUCAGCCUGAACCAGGAAACAUGCGGCUGGGGAGGGACGGCCCGAGAGACAUCGAUCCUCAGGCUGAUUUGGCUCCCUUGGAGGGGGAAUUGGAUGGGAGGCUGCAGCCUGGGCGAGACCAGGCGGCCCAAGUCUUGCCUGGCCCCGACAGAGAAAGCCACCAGCCUGCCCACAGCAUUUUGGCCAUGGACAAGGCAGAUUUCGGAGAAGUGAAGGAGGAGAUCCCAGACGAGGCGGCCACCACCCUGGAAGUGGAGCGGCUCUGCUUCCGGCAGUUCCGCUACCAGGAGGCUGAGGGCCCCCGGGAGGUUUGGGAGAUGCUCUGGAAGCUCUGCCAUCGGUGGCUGAAGCCGGAGAGGCACACCAAGGAGCAGAUCCUGGAGCUGGUGAUCCUGGAGCAGUUCUUGGCCAUCCUGCCCCAGGAGAUGCAAGGCCGGGUCGGAGAAGGUAGGCCGGAGACUUGCUUUCAGGCAGUCGGCCUGGUGGAGGAUUUCCUGGAGAGGCAGGAAGAGAACGAGCGACCGGAACGACAGGCCCUGUGGAGAUUCAAGGAGGAAGCUGGUGAUUCCCCUGAGGCAGGUGGGGCUCUGUCGGACUCCGGUGAGUGGCCGCUCUUCAGAGAGGUCAAGCAGGAGGACACGGCUGCCGAUGUCCCUUUGCUAGGUGGCGAGAGGACAUUUUGGAAGGAGAAGAAUAUGCUGGUCAAUUCUGAAGGUGAAGUACAUUGGAUGCUGCCAGGGAGAACAGAACAGACCAUUUCACGAUACCCUGACUGGGGAGAAACUUCUGAAAACCAGCAGGAAGCUUGGCCCCAUAAUGAAGAAGGCGAAUCCAUUCAUUUUCAGCUCCCUGCAAUGCCAAUCCAGCAAAGAAUUCUCAAAGGCGAGAUAUGUACUGAGUGUGGAAAAUCCUUUCGAUGUAAGGCAGAGCUCACUGAACAUCAGAGAAUGCAUUCAGGAGAGAAACCUUACAUGUGCCCAGACUGUGGGAAGAGCUUCUGCAGGAGGAAUGUCUUGGUUGCGCAUCAGAGGAUCCACACUGGGGAAAAGCCCUUUAAUUGCCGAAACUGUGGGAAAAACUUCAAUCAGCGAUCACAUCUUACAGCUCACGAAAGAACUCACACGCAAGAGAACCCCUUUGAUUGCCCUGACUGUGGACAAAGCUUUAGCAGGCGAACUGGACUUGUGGCUCAUCAGAGAAUACACACGGGAGAGAAGCCCUAUCAUUGCCCAGACUGUGGGAAAAGCUUCAGGCAGAGAUUCGACCUUAUUCGACAUCAAAGAAUCCACACAGGUGAGAAACCGCAUGAGUGCCCUGACUGCACCAAAAGCUUCAGGAACAAGUCAGCUUUCCUUGUGCACAGGAGGAUCCACACAGAGGAAAAACCAUACCCAUGUUCAGGUUGUGGGAAAAGCUUCCGCCAUCGCACAAACCUCCUUGCGCACGAAAGGAUUCACACAGGAGAGAAGCCAUACAAGUGCACAGAAUGUGGAAAGAGCUUUGGCGAUGGGUCAUCCCUUAUGAAACACAAGCGAGCCCAUACAGGGGAGAAGCCCUUCCAGUGCCCUGACUGUCCUAAAAGUUUCAGGGACAAGUCAGCUUUUGUUGUACACCAGAGGACACACACGAGGGAGAAACCGUAUCAUUGCUCAGGCUGUGGGAAAAGCUUUAGCCACCGCUCUAACCUUCUUAAGCACGAAAGAAUCCACACUGGGGAGAAACCGUACAAGUGCUUGGAAUGUGGGAAGGGCUUCACUCAGAAGCCAAAUCUCCUUGUGCACGAGAGGACACAUCUGAAAGAGAAAGCGUAGAUUUUCUCAGAGGGUGGGGAAUGCCACCUCACUAGGCAUCAGUGGAGGAGCAAAUAGCUGAAAAAUAAAUAAGGUCACAAGUCUCCUUUUAGAGAUGCUCCAGUCUCUUGGCAUUUCCUGCCAUUAUUGAACGGCAAAGAGGAAAGUCAGGAGAAGUGUGUGUGUGUUUAUU